AUGAAUAUUGAUACCGAACGUGUGAUUGCCGAGGUGCGCCUACGUCCUGCAUUGUGGGAUUUAUCUAAUGAACUUUACAAAGAUCGCGAUGCCAGAGCAAAAUUUUGGUUACAAGUUUUUGAAGCACUGUUUCCGGAUUACAAUAAUGAGGGCGAUGAUAAAAAAAAGGAGAUCAAAAAAAUUGUGCAGCAACGAUGGAAAACUGCAAGAGAUGCAUAUAUGCGUUGCAAAAAUGUCUUAAAAAAUACUCCCUCAGGAUCAGGAGGAAGUAAAAAAAAGGUGUACAUAUAUUUUGAAGAUAUGAAAUUUCUUGAUAAGAAACACCAAGCUGAAGUUGAGGACUCUAUCGAAAGUAAUCAGGCUACACCGAGCGCAAUUAAUCAGGAUAUCCCACGCAUAUCUAAUCAAGACGUGCCAAGUAUGUCCAGUCAGGACAUACCAAGGAGCACAGGACUUGAAGUAAAUACAGAAUUACAGAAAAGUGUUGCUCAAGAAAAUUCUACAGAAUCUAAUUUUCGUAAUAAACAUUCUAAUAAAAAUCAGUGA
This is a messenger RNA of Parnassius mnemosyne (clouded apollo), 546 nucleotides long. Lineage: Eukaryota; Metazoa; Arthropoda; Insecta; Lepidoptera; Papilionidae. The record is from the annotation of a GenBank genome assembly.